AUACACACAGACACACACACACACACACACACAGGAAGAACAGCGAGCUGGAAGAGACAAAUCCAGAUGUUCAGGGUGUGAAAAAGAACAUGGGUCGUCUUAAUGAUUCCACUUUGCUCCAACAGUCAAAGCUUUGAGUGACUAUAGAUCAAUAAUCAUCACUAGACCAGGUUCAUGUGUUAAACAAGGUCUACCAGUUGUUUGUGUUUCAGCUCUGGAGAACCUGUGAUGAAGUUCACCUCAACAGGACACACAUGUAUUCCUGUUUGUCUCUAAAAUCCACAGUAACUGUGUAAAGCUCUGGGUGCUUCAGCUGUCACAAAGAGAUCGUCAUGGUGUUGGUAUCGGAGGAAUAACUACGUCGUGAUUAGAGGACAGAUGAGACGUUCUCCGUCCUCUGAAGGUUGAAACACUCGAUUCACAUAUAAAGGAGGUAAUUUCUUGUCGCAGCCUAAAUGUAGAUUAAAAAGCUCACAGUGAGUUUAAAUCGUAUCCUGUUCAUUUACAACCAGAGCUACUUAUUUAAUAACACUGUAGAGUGUGGACGAUCACUUUGUCUCUUCUAGAGUAGAUCAUUUAGUUUUGAGUCUUGAACAAACUGCCACAUGGAAACCAGAAGACUGAGACAGGAACAAAAAAACGUUCCUUCUUCCUUCUCUUCUCAAAGAGUGAAAGCUUUAAUUCACCCCUUGAGAACAUUAACAACAGCUGUGUCUGUGUUUCCUGCAGAUGUUGCAGUAAAGGCUGACACAGUCCUCCAGAUGUCUUCAUCACCUUCAUCACCUUCAUCACCGUCGUUGGCGAAGACAAGAACUUCCCCAGCAGCAGACCCUGAUCCGCCCUCGCCUCCACAGAACCACAUCACAGUUGCUAAGAAACAGCUGUGGGCGCGGCAGGGCUCUGCAGCUCCGCCCACCUCCCUGCAGUCAGGCUCCGCCCCCAGGAACUCUGACUGGAUAUCCCAGGAUGCAUCUGGGCAUGCCUGGAGUCAGAGGCUAGCCCAGGAUAAGACAGAUCAUUAUGGCAACAGGAAGUGCGUCAGUCUGGCAUCGGAUAUGACCAGCACCCCCAGUGUUCCUGUCGGUUCUACCACAGUCCUCCAACAAGCCCCCCAGCCACCAGGAGCCUCCCCUGAUGGACCGGCCAUCUUUAACAGCACCAAGUUAUCUGGCCAGCGAGCCUAUCUGCAAAGCCUGGAUCGCAGCAGCCGUGCCUGGGUGCUGUCUUCUGGAAAGACCCAGACUUGUGAUGAGGCCUGUGGGGUUCAGCAGGAGAGCGACAGCAACAUCUGGUACAACCCGAUUCCUGAAGAGGAGGUCGCAGGAGGUCCAUGCAGGGAGAAGGAGAUAUGGAGGAGGAGAGAGGAGAGGGAGGAGGGAGGAGCAGCCAAGAGGACGGGACCAGCAGAUACCAGACCACAGCUGGGAGGAGUGAUGGUGGCGUCAGCAGAGAGUCCACAGGAGGGCACCAACCCCAGUGUUAGCCAUCAUACUGAUGACGUCACCACAGACAACACAGACCCCGCCCCCUCGGACUCCAACCCCGCCCCCUCAAAUAAAGGGGGCGUGUCAGGCAGUGUGAUUGACAGGCUGAAGUCUCCUGGUACAGUGAGGAAACUCUCCCUAAAGAUGAAGAAACUGCCUGAGCUGCGCCGCAAACUCAGCCUUCGCUCCUCCUCUCGCGCCCAUCGCCAGGGAAACGACAGCAUAGGGGGCGGCGACGAGUUGAUCAGUAAGACAGCGUCAUCAUCAUCUGCAGCCAACCAGAAUGUGAUCAGCAGAUAUCACCUGGAUAGCUCUGCCCCUCCAGCCAGACCACUGCGACGAUCAUCGAGAGGACGCUCGACCAAAGGAGGUUAUCUUAGUGACGGGGACUCCCCCGAGCUGCUGCCACGGCAACAGACCCCUACUGUCACAACUUCCCAGGAAACGGUGUGCGACGUGAGUUCAUUCCGACUGUACGUGGGCUCCGAUCCACAGAGAUGCAGCCAGCGGGUCACGGGUUUACUGACGGUCCACCUGCUGGGCCUGGAGGAGAUGAAGACCGGCAGGUCAGAGGGCAGUAAGGAGGUCUUCCUGGCCAUCCAGAUCGACGGGGUGACAAGAGCAAGGACAGCCCUCCUGACCCUGCGAGGCUCCUCUCUCCCGUUGAACCACACCUUCCACCUGGAGCUGGAGCGAGCCCGGCAGCUCCGCAUUGUGGUCUUAACACCAGUCGGUCCAGCAGCAGGAUCAGGGUCUAAAUCAGAGAUGGAUCAGACUUCAACCGGUCCAACCAGGAACCGAGUCUGUGGUCUGGGAGGAGUCUCCAUGCCGCCACUAUUUAAAGGGAGUCGUUGUCAGCAGCUCUGUGUGAAGUUGGAGCCUCGAGGACUUCUUUAUGUCAAACUGUCUCUACAGGAAAAAUGGGACACACAGCCCAGUUACCAAUCAGUGCCUGCUAAUGUGUUUGGGGUUGAUCUUCACCAUCUGGUGGAGAAAGAAGAAUCUACAUCACUGAUCCCGAUCCUGAUCCAGAAAUCUGUGGCAGAGAUCGAGCGAAGAGGCCUGAAGGUGGUGGGUCUGUACAGACUGUGUGGUUCUGCUGCGGUGAAGAAGGAACUCAGGGAUUGGUUCGAGAGGAACAGUUCAGCAGUUUGUCUCAGCGAGGAUCUGUACCCUGACAUCAACGUCAUCACAGGUAUACUAAAGGACUACCUGCGGGAGCUGCCGUCUCCGCUCAUCACCAGGACUCUGUAUCAGGUUGUUAGGGAGGCCAUGACCCUACGACCUCCACAUGCCCCACCUGGGACCCCUGAUCCCCAGCUGGCCCAGAGCACUGUGGAGCUGCUGUCCUGUCUACCGCCUCCAGAGAGGGCCACCCUGUCUCUCCUGCUGGACCACCUCAGUCUGGUGGCGUCCCUUAGCUCCUCCAACAGGAUGACGCACCAGAACCUUGCCGUCUGCUUCGGCCCGGUGCUCCUCACCCCGACCCAGGAGGCCUGGAGGGGGGGAAGAGGAGGGAAGGGAGUCAGUCAUGGUGAAGAGAUGGCGAGCGCGUUGGAUUUCAAACGACAUAUCGAGGCGUUGCACUACCUGCUGCAGCUGUGGCCAGUGCCGACCCAUCGAUUCCCAGCAGACAACCACAUCAACAUCUCCCCGCUUCCCUCCCCCACGCUUACCCAUAACCCUCUUGGACAGCAGCAGUGGCGUCCUGCACUGCGAUUGGCUCUGCCCCAGAACCCUGAGGAGGAGGUGGUGGUGUCACGUCGGGGUCGAGGUGGCCUGGCCCGGCUGGAGAGUCCGCCACUGAUCAACCGGUACGCCGGAGACUGGAGCAUCUGUGGACGAGAUCUUCUGUCCGGACAGGAGGCCGAUUACGACGAGGUGGCAGGAAGUGAAAGUGAUGGAGGCAGCGGGGAUGAAGAGGAAGAGGAGAAGAAGGAGAUGUGGUCCACAAAAGGAGGAGGAGGUCUGUACGUAGACGAGUUCAUGGAUUUUGAUGCUCCAUUUAACUGCCGACUCAGUCUGAAAGACUUCGACGCUCUUAUCCACGACUUAGACCGAGAGCUGGCCAAACAGAUCAACAUCUGUCUGUAGAACCACAUUAACUUAUUUCUCUGAUCCAAAGGUAAACCGUGGUUUUUGUAGGUGUCGACCCUCUAAAGAUGUGAACUGAAUUAUGUUCUUGUGGUUCUGUGUAUCAGGGUAGCAUCCUGUUGGAUCCUAUUAGAACCUGUUAGAACCUGUUGGAUCCUGUUGCAACAUGUUAAAACAUGUUAUAACAUGUCAGAACCUGUUAGAACCUGUUAGAACCUUUUGGAUCUUGUUAGAACCUGUUAGAACCUUUUGGAUCCUGUUAGAACAUGUUAGAAUAUUUUGGAUCCUGUUGGAACAUGUUAAAACAUGUCGGAACCUGUUAGAACCUGUUGGAUCCUGUUGGAUCCUGUUGGAUCCUAUUGUAUCCUGUUGGAUCCUGUUAGAACAUGUUAAAACAUGUUGGAACCUGUUGGAUCUUUUUUGGAACAUGUUAAAACAUGUUGGAACUUGUCGGAACAUGUUCGGCUGUUUGCACUGUUAAAGCCAUAAUUUCACUUAUUGAAAUUUGUAUUUGAAGUGAACAAACUGCAGAACUCAUCGCUCUGCUGCUUCUGUCACCCCGAAAACAUCAGUCCACAAACCAACGUCCACUUCUUCUAGACAGUUUAGCUGUUAGCCCUUCAGGUUUCUCAACCCCCUGCUGGUUUCUGAACCCUUUUCUUGUUUCUGAACCCUUUGCUGGUUUCUGAACCCUUUGCUUGUUUCUGAACCCCCUGCUUGUUUCUGAACCCCCUGCUGGUUUCUGAACCCUUUGCUGGUUUCUGAACCCCUUGCUUUUUUCUGAACCCCUUGCUUGUUUCUGAACCCCCUGCUGGUUUCUGAACCCCCUGCUGGUUUCUGAACCCCUUGCUGGUUUCUGAACCCCCUGCUGGUUUCUGAACCCCCUGCUGGUUGAGCAGCAGAGGGAUGUGAGCUGCAGCUGGUUGUCAGUAUUUUCACGGUACAGAGUUUAAACUGUGAGGACUUUGUGAAGCUACAGAAGGAAUACAAUGCCAUACUCAGUGUUACCAAUGAUGAUGAUGUUAUUUUUACCUGUUUUCUGUGUUUGUUCCUCUGUUUUUUUGAUGACAGUAUUUCUUUUUUUGCACAAGGAUAAUAAGCACUUAUGUAUUUUUAUCGUUAAUGACAAUGUUUCUAUGCAGAUAACCAAAGUGUUGAAGCACUGUUCCUGUUGGAACAUCUUAUUAACCUAACUAUUAAACACAUUAUUAUUAUUA
This is a messenger RNA of Anarrhichthys ocellatus (wolf-eel), 4795 nucleotides long. It is a transcript of the gene syde1, whose product is annotated as synapse defective Rho GTPase homolog 1. Bases 606 to 3578 code for a protein of 990 amino acids. The record is from RefSeq and is a predicted model, not a curated record. Gene Ontology annotation, cellular component: synaptic membrane. NCBI's taxonomy places the organism in Eukaryota, Metazoa, Chordata, Actinopteri, Perciformes, Anarhichadidae. Gene Ontology annotation, biological process: cell migration; signal transduction; regulation of Ras protein signal transduction. Gene Ontology annotation, molecular function: GTPase activator activity. The transcript is spliced from 13 exons.